Porites lobata is the source of this 1723-nucleotide messenger RNA. NCBI's taxonomy places the organism in Eukaryota, Metazoa, Cnidaria, Anthozoa, Scleractinia, Poritidae. The record is from the annotation of a GenBank genome assembly.
AUGAUUUGCUCAGUCAUAUUCUGCUUAAUCUUUGGAGCAGAUUUGGCGGCCGAAGAAGAAUCUAGAUCCUCCUACAUAGUAGCCCAAGAGAACAAGCGUUUACAUGGCUAUGCUGUAAAGAGAAUCGAUUCUACCGAUGAAAUGUCAUGCAGUCAAGCUUGUUUAAGGCAUUCUUGGUGUACUUCUUCUAACUUCAAAGAGUCCUCAGGGAAUUGUGAACUGAACAAGCACGAGUUCUCAAUAACUGCAGAUGAUAACACCAAGCUCACUGUUAAUACCGGCACAACGUUUUCAAGGUUUCUUAAGGUAAGUCGAAGAGAGGUUUGUCAACAACGCACGCGAUGUAAGAACUGCGUUCAAAUAAAUUUUAACUAAUACACAUCUGUUCUGUUGGAAAAACAGUAAAUUUGAGUUUUAUUAGGAUGCAUUUAUCAAAAAUGGCAUCCAAAGCGGGGAUAUGUCUUGUAUUGGAGCCAGUCAUGUUCACUGCCUUUUGCUACCAGUUUCAAUCCGGGACAAUUUUUUGAUGUUAUUGACGGCUAUGUGUUCUUGCCUUCAAUUGGUUUACUUGUUUUUAAAUUACAGCUAAGAAAAAUGUGCAGUGCAAUUCAAAAAUUCAAGGAGAGUCCGUCGAGCUUGUGAUUUAUGGAAAUUGUAUUUUGGUUUCUAAGUUCAAAGUAUAUAUUGUACAGAUAUGAUUUGCACUACGCCUUAAAAGUAUCUUGAGAGAUCAGUACGCACUGCAAGGAUCACAUGAAUUCGAACGUUUUUGCCCUAAAACAAUUUUGCUAGACGUGUAAAAAGCUGCAGGAAGUCGAUGGAAAACAACUUUUGCUUACCCAAGUAAAAUGUGAUUUUCUGCAGGGUUGUCUGAUGGCUGGAUGCCUCAACGGAGGUUCUUGUUUGUUCGACAAAGAAAAAGACGCUUUCGCUUGCUCAUACAAUCUGCAAUGCAGUGGAGAAACAUGUGAACUAGGUAAAUUCUCACUUUAUUAUACCUUACCUUAUAAUAAAUAUAGAAUAGUGAAAGAGGUGUACUCUCUGCUAGCACCUGGUAUCUCGAAUACCAGGGAAAAACUCUAGGCCUCUUCUAACAGGGAAAGAUGUGUACUGUUUGAAGCAAAAUCACAUAUUUGUCUAUCUGGCAAAUGUUUCAGUGGUACAACUGAGAAAGUUAAACUGUUGACAGAUUGCCAAUUUAAUGAACCUUCUACUCUGUGAAACUGGUAUGUAGCUUUUGGCGUUUACUUUUAUUAAUUUCUUAGCCUCAAAUGUGGAUCGGCCUGGAAUCAGGUUCCUUAGUAGGAAGCAAAAAAGCGAAUAAUGGUGUGAACAGCCUCCUAUUCGCCCCUUUUCUCAUCUAAGAAGCCUGAUCUAGGCUAAGUCUGGAACUUCAAUGUUUUUCUUGUGAUUUUUCGUUUUCUUUCUCAUUAAGUAUAGGCUCCUGAAUGGUACAUAUGUCCAAUGCAUGGUUGUGGCCAUUUUUAAUUUUGGGUUCGCCAUGUUCCGGCCAUUAGGCUCUACAGCAAAAGCUUUUAGCCAACCUUGCAUUUUUGGCGAGUUUCUCCAUCUGAUGGACUAAUUAUAAUCUGUUUUUGUAGACAUUGACGAAUGCACAAAAAAUACCCACAAGUGCGGUGCCAAUGCUUACUGCAAUAAUACCAAGGGAGGAUACAACUGCACUUGUCAUCCGGGAUAUUACGGAGAUGGAAAGAAAUGUGAA